Molecule: messenger RNA, 1816 nt
Organism: Cynara cardunculus var. scolymus (artichoke)
Lineage: Eukaryota; Viridiplantae; Streptophyta; Magnoliopsida; Asterales; Asteraceae
Product: phosphoinositide phospholipase C 2-like
Exons: 9
Coding region: 1-1665 (554 amino acids)
Biological process (GO): phosphatidylinositol-mediated signaling; lipid metabolic process
Molecular function (GO): phosphatidylinositol-4,5-bisphosphate phospholipase C activity
Source: RefSeq, a predicted model, not a curated record
AUGCAGUCAUUUGAGGUAUUUGGUUGCUUCUUGAGACAUUUUACGCCAAGAAGCAAUGAACUUCCCAGAGAUAUUAGAAAAGUGGUUGAGAAGUACUCAGAAAAAGGUAAAAUGAGUGUCAACAAUCUUCAAGAUUUCUUGACACACGUCCAAGGAGAAGCUGAUGCAGAUGCUCAGGCCAUAUUUGACAAAGCGAAGCAUCACAAUCUCCUCCACCAUACAGGCCUGCAUCUCUUGCAAUUUCUUUAUAGUGAUCUCAACCAUCCUCUUUGCGCAGUUCUAGAUGACAUGAAAUCUCCACUUUCUCAUUAUUAUAUCUAUACCAGCCACAAUACUUACUUAACCGGUAACCAGUUUACAAGCGACAGCAGUGUUAGGCCUAUCAUAAGGGCUCUACAGAAAGGCGUAAGAGGUAUCGAACUGGAUCUCUGGCCAAAUUCAACCAACACUGAUAUAAAUGUUUGUCAUGGAAGGACUCUGACUUCCUCUGUUAAACUGAGGAAAUGUUUGAAAGUUAUCAAGGAUCAUGCGUUCCAUGCUUCCGAAUAUCCGGUUGUUAUCACUUUCGAGGAUCAUCUCAACAAAAAACUCCGGAAAAAAGUGGCACUUAUGGUCAAACGCAUAUUCGAGGAUAUGCUGAUUCAACCAGAAAAAGAUUAUAAACCGACAAAACUCCCUUCACCUGCAGAACUUAAGGGAAAAAUUGUCAUUUCAACAAAACCACCAAACGAGUCAUUGGAGUCAGAGACUAUGGAUGAUACGAGAAUAAAUAUACUGUUUCCUACAAUUUUCGACUGCUUGAAAAGCAAAGAUGGUUCAGAUGAAGACAUUAAAAAUCAGGAGGAAGAUAUGCAGGGUGAAGCCCCCGAGUACAGGCAUUUGAUUGGUAUUCAUGCCGUGAAGCAUGAAGGUGACAUGCGUGAUUCUCUUCAUGUUGACCCGAAUAAUGUCAAACGUCUAAGCUUGAGUGAACAAGAACUUGUAGAAGCUUGCGAAGAAUAUGGACAAGAUAUCGUGAGAUUUACGCAGAGGAAUAUAUUAAGGGUGUACCCUAAGGGAACACGCCUUGACUCAUCGAAUUACAAUCCAUUUCAUGGUUGGAAGCAUGGAGCUCAAAUGGUUGCGUUCAACAUGCAGGGAUAUGGUGAGAACCUAUGGUUGAUGCAAGGAAUGUUCAGAGCCAACAAUGGCCGUGGCUACGUGAAGAAACCGAAGUUUCUAUGUGAAGGGGACCUGGCCAUUCGUCCGACCGAUGUUCAAAAAAUUUUGAAGGUAAAGGUUUACAUGGGAGAAGGAUGGCAUUUAGAGUUUCACCACACUCACUUUGAUUACUGUUCCCCACCAGACUUCUGUGUAAAAGUGGGCAUGGCUGGAUAUGGAGAUGAUAAAACUGCAAAAGCUCAUAGAACCAUGUCUAUUGAAGAUGAUUGGUGGCCGGUUUGGGACAAGGAGUUUGAAUUUCAGAUCAGAGUCCCGGAACUGGCGUUGCUUAGAAUCAAGGUUGAAGAUAUUGACACUACCAAGAAAAAUGAGUUUGCAGGCCAAACGUGCCUGCCCGUUUCUGAGUUGAGAACCGGCAUACGUUGUGUCCCGUUGUACAACAUAAAAGGCGAAAAGUACAAGUUCGUAAAGCUUCUCAUGCGUUUCGAAUUCCUAAAUCCGUAGGUUAGACUUGGUAUACAUCCAUUGGAUUCAAACUGUAUUUGGUUCUUUUGUUAUUGCUUCAAAUUCAAGAGGAUGUUUUACUAGUUAUAAGGUCAAAUAUGUAGUUUAACAAGGUAUUUAGCUUUGUGGUAUUUGUAUAUAUGGAUCAGGU